This is a messenger RNA of Closterium sp. NIES-65, 1773 nucleotides long. The record is from the annotation of a GenBank genome assembly. NCBI's taxonomy places the organism in Eukaryota, Viridiplantae, Streptophyta, Zygnematophyceae, Desmidiales, Closteriaceae.
AUGUUCUUUACCGCAUUCUCUCUCUCUCGCCCUGCCGCAUUUGCUCACUCUCGCUCUUCCGCAUUCUCUCUCUCUCGCUCUGCCGCAUUCUCUCUCUCGCCCUGCCGCAUUCUCUCUCUCGCCCUGCCGCAUUCUCUCUCUCUCGUGCGCGCGCGCGCGCGCUUUGCCGCAUUCUCUCUCACGCCCUGCCGCAUUCUCUCUCUCUCGCUCUGCCGCAUUCGCUCACUCUCGCUCUUCCGCAUUCUCUCUCACUCUUGCUCUGCCGCAUUCUCUCUCUCUCUCUCUCUCUCUCUCUCUCUCUCUCUCUCUCUCUCUCUCUCUCUCUCUCUCUCUCUCUCUCUCUCUCUCUCUCUCUCUCUCUCUCGUGCGCACGCGCGCGCACUCUGCCGCAUUCUCUCUCACGCCCUGCCGCAUUCUCUCUCUCGCUCUGCCGCAUUCGCUCACUCUCGCUCUUCCGCAUUCUCUCUCACUCUUGCUCUGCCGCAUUCUCUCUCACGCCCUGCCGCAUUCUCUCUCUGGCUCUGCCGCAUUCGCUCACUCUCGCUCUUCCGCAUUCUCUCUCACUCUUGCUCUGCCGCAUUCUCUCUCACGCCCUGCCGCAUUCUCUCUCUGGCUCUGCCGCAUUUGCUCACUCUCGCUCUUCCGCAUUCUCUCUCACUCUUGCUCUGCCGCAUUCUCUCUCUCUCGCCCUGCCGCAUUCGCUCACUCUCGCUCUUCCGCAUUCUCUCUCUCUCGCUCUGCCGCAUUCUCUCUCUCACGCCCUGCCGCAUUCUCUCUGUCGCCCUGCCGCAUUCUCUCUCUCUCUCGUGCGCGCGCGCGCGCUUUGCCGCAUUCUCUCUCACGCCCUGCCGCAUUCUCUCUCUCUCGCUCUGCCGCAUUCGCUCACUCUCGCUCUUCCGCAUUCUCUCUCACUCUUGCUCUGCCGCAUUCUCUCUCACUCUUGCUCUGCCGCAUUCUCUCUCUCUCUCUCUCUCUCUCUCUCUCUCUCUCUCUCUCUCUCUCUCUCUCUCUCUCUCUCUCUCUCUCUCUCGUGCGCACGCGCGCGCGCUUUGCCGCAUUCUCUCUCACGCCCUGCCGCAUUCUCUCUCUCUCGCUCUGCCGCAUUCGCUCACUCUCGCUCUUCCGCAUUCUCUCUCACUCUUGCUCUUCCGCAUUCUCUCUCUCUCUCUCUCUCUCUCUCUCUCUCUCUCUCUCUCUCUCUCUCUCUCUCUCUCUCUCUCUCUCUCUCUCGUGCGCAUGUGCGCGCUCUGCCGCAUUCUCUCUCACGCCCUGCCGCAUUCUCUCUCGCGCUCUGCCGCAUACUCUCUCUCUCUCUCUCUCUCUCUCUCUCUCUCCCUCUCUCUCUCUCUCUCUCUCUCUCUCUCUCUCUCUCUCUCUCUCUCUCUCUCUCUCUCCCUGCCACUCUCACGCUACCUCUCUCUGCCACUCUCGCAUCCCUGCUCAUUGCCGCUCUGGCUCUCUGACGGCUCCACUUGCUCUGUCACACCCUUUUCCCUCAUCUCCCUGGCCAUCAGUCCCUCUCUUGCCAAAUUCCCUCCUCCUUUGCCACGUUCACUCCCUCUCUGCCCCAUUCACUCACGCUCUGCCCCAUUCACUCCCUCUCUGCCCCAUUCACUCACGCUCUGCCCCAUUCACUCCCUCUCUGCCCCAUUCACUCACGCUCUGCCCCAUUCACUCCCUCUCUGCCCCAUGCAUUCAGAUGAGCUACCGCUGCCCUGCCUGCAAGGUCAACACCUUCUUGACCCAACAGGGCAUGGAGAGUCACAUGCGUAG